Molecule: messenger RNA, 6084 nt
Organism: Alexandromys fortis (reed vole)
Lineage: Eukaryota; Metazoa; Chordata; Mammalia; Rodentia; Cricetidae
Product: ATP-binding cassette sub-family A member 17-like
Exons: 30
Coding region: 1-5205 (1734 amino acids)
Biological process (GO): lipid transport; transmembrane transport
Cellular component (GO): intracellular membrane-bounded organelle; membrane
Molecular function (GO): ATP hydrolysis activity; lipid carrier activity; ATP binding
Source: RefSeq, a predicted model, not a curated record
AUGGCAGUGUUCAAGAAACUAAAGCUUCUCCUCUGGAAGAAUUUCAUCUUAAAGAAGCGGAAGACUCUGAUAACAGUUCUCGAAAUCCUGAUGCCAUUACUGUUUUCUGCAAUUGUACUGUAUCUUCGUUUCAAUAGUAUGCCAAAACACGUAUCAACUACUAAGUACCCAGCAUUUGAUAUCAGUUUUCUGCCAAUAUAUUUUGAUUAUUAUCCGACGAGAAGUAAAUAUCAGUUGGCCUAUAUCCCUUCCAAAAGCGGGACUUUGAAAAGCGUUACUGAAAUGGUGGACCAAGCCUUCACUGUUGGCUUUGAAGUUGUAGGCUUUCCUUCAGUGCCUUUAUUUGAAAACUAUAUAAUUAAGGAUCCCAAGUCUUUCUUCAUACUGGUAGGAAUUGUUUUUGACCACAGCUUCAAUAGCAGCAAUGAACCUUUGCCACUUAUGGUUAAGUAUGACUUGCGCUUCAGUUAUGUUCAGAGGAACUUCGCACAACGGAGGCAUUUCAUUUUUCAAGAGGAGAUAGAAGGCUGGUGCACAGCCUUUCUUUAUCCUCCUAAUCUAAGCCAAGAACCCCGGGAAUUUGCAUAUGCUGAUGGGGGAAGCCCUGGAUACAACGGAGAAGGCUUCCUAUCAAUACAGCAUGCAGUAGACAGAGCCAUCAUGCGGCACCAUGCUCCCAAUGCAACACAAAACAUGUUCAAGGAUCUCAAAGUACUGUUGCAGAGAUUCCCGUUUGGGCCCCAUAUCCAGGACCCAUUCUUAGUGAUCCUUCAGAAUGAGUUCCCUCUGCUGCUCAUGCUCAGCUUCAUCUGCGUCGAGCUCAUAAUCAUCAGUUCCGUUUCACUGGAGAAGGAGAGGAAAGUGAAGGAAUAUAUGUGUAUGAUGGGCUUGGAGAGCUGGCUGCACUGGGUUGCCUGGUUCAUCACGUUCUUCAUUUCUGCCUUAAUUGCUGUUUCUGUUAUGACCAUUCUUUUCUGCACAAAGAUAAACAGCGUGGCUGUGUUCGGGAACAGUAAUCCUUGCUUGAUAUUCAUUUUUCUGAUGUGUUUUGCCACUGCCACAAUUUUCUUUGCGUUCAUGAUGAGCACGUUCUUUCAGCGCGCACACGUCGGAACUGUGAUGGGUGGUAUCAUCUUCUUCUUCACGUACCUCCCCUACCUGUACAUCACUUUCAGUUAUCACCAGAGGACCUAUGUCGAAAAGAUAACCUCUUGCCUCUUCUCAAAUGUUGCCAUGGCAAUGGGAGUCCGAUUCAUCUCUCUGUUUGAAGCCAAAGGCUCCGGCAUCCAGUGGAGUAACGUAGGCAGCGUCCGAGGAGACUUCAGCUUCCUCCAGGUGCUGCUGAUGCUCCUGCUGGACUCCGUCCUUUACUGUCUGAUAGCCUUCUUGGUGGAGUCUCCCUUCUUGAGAAAGUUUAGAACGCCUAAGUCUUGGUACUUACUUGCCAAGUGCCUGACCUGUCUCAAGAGGCCUGUUCCAGUGACACUGCCACUUCUGGACAUGGGGGAGCCGGAGAAACCUUCAAGGAGAGAGUUCAUGCAGGACGAGCCAACUGAGCAAAUAAAAUCAGUUGAAAUCCUACAUCUGUAUAAGGUGUUUUAUAGGGGACGGAGUAAACGUGUAGCAGUCAAGGAUCUGAGCUUGAACCUGUUCAAGGGGCAGAUCACUGUUCUCCUGGGACACAACGGAGCAGGGAAAACCACGGUCUGCUCCAUUCUUACAGGUCUUAUUUCUCCUUCAAAGGGACAGGCAUAUGUCCAUGGACGGAACAUCUCAACAGACAUGGUUUACAUUAGGAAGAGCCUGGGCUGGUGCCCACAGCAUGACAUUUUGUUUGAUAACUUUACAGUAGCUGACCAUCUCUCUUUCUAUGGUCAGUUGAAAGGCCUGUCUCCCCAGAACUGCCGUGAAGAAAUAGAGGAGCUGCUGCCCCUCCUCGGCCUAAAGGACAAGUGGAACUCGAGGUCCAAGUUCCUGACUUGGGGGAUGAAGCGCAAGCUCUCGCUUGGCAUUGCCCUCAUAGCCGGUUCUAAGGUCCUGAUUCUGGACGAGCCCACCUCAGGCAUGGACUCCACUUCCAGGAGGGCCAUCUGGGACCUUCUUCAGCAGCAGAAGAGUAACCGCACCAUCCUGCUGACCACUCACUUCAUGGACGAAGCUGACCUGUUGGGGGACCGCAUCGCCAUCAUGGCCAAGGGGGAGCUACGGUGCUGUGGGUCACCAGCGUUCCUCAAGCAGAAAUAUGGUGGAGGGUAUUAUAUGACUCUGAUAAAAAUGCCCAUCUGUGACACUGUGAAGCUUUCGAGUGUGGUUUACCAACACGUACCAAAUGCAAUUUUGGAGUCCAGCAUUGGAGAAGAAGUGGUAUUCAUACUUCCUAAGAAGACCACGUCCAGGUUUGAAGCUCUAUUUACUGAAUUAGAACAGAGACAGAUAGAGCUGGGAAUCUCCACUUUGGGAGCCUCUGUCACUACUAUGGAGGAAGUGUUCAUACAAGUUUGUAAGUCGGCUGAUUCUGGCACAAGUAUCUUAACUGAGAAGCGACCCUCUGUUCAACAUUGUCCCCGAAUUCACAGAGUUCCUGUUGACAGAAUGAAAUGUCUUCACUCAAGAAUCUUUUCAGUGCAGUCUGGCCUGUCAAUCAAACUAAAUACUGGACUCUGUCUUUUCUGCCAACAAUUCUAUGCCAUGCUCCUGAAGAAGGUCACAUAUUCUUGGCGCAACUGGAAGCUGAUGUUAUUUGUGCAGAUUCUGCUGCCUCUGAUGAUCAUUAUGUUAAGCCUCACUUUUUUUGACUUCAAAUUAAAGAAAAUGGAAAACGUACCCUUGGAGCUGACUUUAAAAACAUAUGGUCAGACUAUUGUGCCAUUUUUUGUUUCUGAGAAUUUCCACUUGGAUCCUCAACUUUCAGAUAAUUUUAAAAAGAUGCUCGUGGCUGCAGGACAGAUUCCUUUGCAUCUUCAAGGUCCUGUAGAGGACUUCCUACUGAAAAAGUCAAAAACGUCUCCUGAGGAUUUUGAUAAGCUCUAUGUGGUGGCAGCUUCUUUUGAAGACGUGAAUAACCGCAGCACGGUGAAGGUGCUGUUCAACAACCAGGCAUACCAUUCCCCUGGCCUGGCUCUGGCUCUGGUGGACAAUUUUCUCUUCAAGUUUCUUUCCGGUGCCAAUGCUUCCAUUACCACAACCAACUACCCUCAACCGCAGACUGCCAAAGAGCUCUCCGAGAGUAUCUUGUACCAGGGCCCUAAAGGACAUUACCUUGUCGUCAACUUUCUUUUCGGAAUAGCUUUCCUGUCGAGCUCUUUCUCUAUCCUGACCGUCACAGAGGAGAACACUAAGUCUAAGCACAUCCAGUUUAUCAGUGGCGUCAGCGCAGCUGCUUUCUGGCUCUCGGCGCUGCUAUGGGAUCUCCUUUCUUUCCUUGUCCCCACUCUCCUGCUAGUGCUGGUGUUUUUAUGGUACAAGGAGGAAGCGUUUGCACAUCACGAGGGCACCACGGCAGUGGUCUUGAUCAUGAUGCUGUAUGGCUGGGCCACCAUCCCUUUCGUCUACACAGUCAGCUUCUCUUUCAAAAAUCCCGGUAAUGCAUGCGCUAAGCUGGUGGUAAUGCUCAUCUUCCUGAGCAUCUGCCCCACUGUGCUUGUCACGGUCACAAGCGAUAAAGACCUUGGCUAUGCGGAACUCUCCGACUCCUUGGAUCAUGUGUUCCUCGUACUUCCUGGACACUGCCUGGGGAUGGCUUUUUCCAAUUUGUACUAUAACUUUGAGCUAAAAAAGUUUUGCGAUGCUAGGAACUUGAGUGAUAUUAAGUGCAAUGAUGUUUACGAAGGCUAUGUGAUCCAGCGGAACAUCUAUGCCUGGGAGUCUCUGGGGAUAGGGAAGUACCUGACUGCUCUGGCUGUCCUGGGACCUGUGUACAUCAUCCUGCUUUUCCUCAUUGAAGCCAAUGCAUUCUGCAAACUGAGAUCCAGGCUUUCUGGCUUUGUUAGGAAGGAAGAAUUGGGAAUAUUCCUCGAUGUAACAGAGCCGGAAGAUGAAGAUGGAGAUAUACUAGAUGAGGCAGAAACCAUCAAGUUUUAUUUUGAAACAUUACUAAAGAAAAAUCCACUUAUUGUUAAAGAAGUGUCAAAGGUCUAUAAAGGGAAGGUACCUCUGCUGGCUGUGAACAAGGUGUCCUUCACCGUUGAAGAAAAAGAAUGCUUUGGCCUUCUUGGCCUCAAUGGAGCUGGGAAGACUUCCAUUUUCAACAUGCUGACUGGAGAGCAGCCCAUCACUUCAGGGGAUGUCUUUGUCAAGGGUUGCAACGUCAAGUCUGACCUGGCAAAGGUGCGCCAGUAUAUUGGUCACUGUCCUGAAUUUGAUGCCCUGCUAAACUUCAUGACAGGAAGAGAGAUACUUGUCAUGUAUGCCCGUAUCCGGGGCAUCCCUGAAUGCCACAUUAAAGUCUGUGUAGACCAGAUCCUUGAGGACUUACUCUUGCACGUGUAUGCAGACAAGCUGGUAAAGACCUAUAGUGGUGGCAACAAGCGCAUGCUGAGCACCGGCAUCGCCCUCAUUGGAGAGCCUGCGGUCAUCCUCCUGGAUGAGCCGUCCACCGGCAUGGACCCUGUGGCCCGACGCCUACUCUGGGACACUGUGGCCCGGGCCCGUGAGUCUGGCAAGGCCAUUGUCAUCACCUCCCACAGUAUGGAGGAGUGUGAAGCCUUAUGUACCCGGCUGGCCAUCAUGGUUCAGGGCCAGUUCAAGUGCCUGGGCAGCCCACAGCACCUCAAGAGCAAGUUUGGCAGUGGCUACUCCCUGCAGGCCAAGGUGCGGAGUGAAGGGAAGCACGAAGUCCUGGAGGAGUUCAAGGCGUUUGUGGAGCUGACCUUCCCAGGCAGCAGUCUGGAAGACAAGCAUGAAGGUAUGGUCCAGUACUACCUCCCUGGCCACGGCCUCACUUGGGCAAAGGUGUUUGGCAUUAUGGAACAAGCCAAGAAGGAUUAUAUGUUGGAAGACUAUUCCAUCAGCCAGGUCUCUCUGGAGGACAUCUUCCUGAGCUUCACCAGCCCUGUGUCCUCCACGGAAGGACAAUUCCGACAGGGGCAAGCUGUCCUAGCCAGCCCGUCUUCACCCUCUCACUCCGUCUCACCUCCUUCCUCCAGUCCUUCUUAUCAGCCUCCCCCGCCUCCAUCUCCACCUCCCUUAGAGCCUGUCCCGCUGUAAUAAAGACCCUAGUGCAGGGUAGCGUGCUGUGCACAGCCUGCCGUGUUAGUCACUCUGACACUGUGACAGAUUCCCUAGCGGAAGCAGCUUAAGGGUGACGUGGUUUAUUUUGGACCAUAGUUCAGUGAUACAGUCCCUCAUGACGUGGAAGUAGUACAGGAACGUGAAGCAGCUGGUCACCUGACAUCCUCAGUCAGGAAACCCAGAGCAAUGAACACCUGUGCUUGGCUCACUUUCCCCUUUCUUUUUUCCUUUUCUUUUCUUUUUCUUUUUUUCAAGACAGGGUUUCUCUGUGGUUUUGGAGCCUGUCCUGGAACUAGCUCUUGUAGACCAGGCUGGUCUCGAACUCACAGAGAUCCGCCUGCCUCUGCAUCCCUCACUUUCCCCUUUCUGUACACUCCUGGAUCCCCACGCACAGUGGGUCUUCCCACCCCGACCUACUCAAGACAGUCCCCCACAAGCAUAUUCACGGCCAGUCUGUUCAGCGAUCCUAGGUCUCAUCAGCUGACUAUCCAAAUCCCAUCCCUUGGCAACUCAACACCAAAGCACAUUACUUAAAUCAUAGCCUUUCUCUUUGUCCUCGUUCAUCUCAUAGUGCAAGGUACAAAAGUCCCCAUAGACUCUAACAGCUUUAACAGUGAAAAGUCCACAGCUCACAUCUCAUCUGAGAUUCAAGGCAACCUUUUUUGGGUGUGUGGAGGGCUUCAAGAUAGGGUUUCUGUGUUGUAACAGCUGUGGCUGUCCUGGAACUAGCUUUAUAGACCAGGCUGGUCUUGAACUAACGGAGAUCUUCCUGCCUCUGCCUCCCAAGUACUAGGAUUAAAGGUGUGUGCCACCACUACCCGACUCAAGGCAACCUCUUAACUGUUAAAUUCUAUA